UGCUUGGGAGCUCAGGUGGACAACAGUAACUUCUCAGAGCUGUUCUUCACUCCUAACUUCUCCUGAGCCUCUAAUAGAGAAAUGCGCUCUUCUGGGUCCUAACGGAGUCUGGAGGAAGGCUCUGGACAGAACAGGGACUAGGUUCUGUGGACAGAAACAAAGCGUUUGGGAGAGACUAUGGCCAGUGGUCAAGCGCACCCUCCAUUUGAGGAGGAGAGCCCCCAGCCUAGCACAUCGGUGCAGUCCCCCCAGGUGGUGGCGGACGAUGAAGUGCCAGGACCAUCAGUCCCUUGGGUAGAUCCCAGCCCCCAGCCUCAAUCUCUUGGCAUGAAAAAGAAGAGGGAAUGGUCAGAAGAAUCCGAGGAGGAGCCAGAGGAGGAGCUGGAGUUGGAGCGCACCCCUGAGCCCAAGGACACCUGGGUGGUGGAGAUGCUGUGUGGGCUCAAGAUGAAGCUGACGCGCAAGCGAGCAUCCUCCGUGCUCCCUGAGCACCACGAGGCCUUCAACAGGCUGCUUGAGGAUCCUGUCAUUCAAAAAUUCCUGGCCUGGGACAAAGAUCUGAGGGUGUCAGACAAGUAUCUCCUGGCUAUGGUCAUAGCGUACUUUAGCCGUGCCGGCCUCUUCUCAUGGCAAUACCAACGCAUUCAUUUCUUCCUGGCUCUCUACCUGGCCAGUGACAUGGAGGAGGACAACCAGGCCCCCAAACAAGACAUCUUCUCCUUCCUCUACGGCAAGGACUACUCCCGGCGACCCUUGUUCCACAAGCUUCGCUACCAGCUCAUCUGCUCCAUGCGCUGGAGGAUGUGGGUUUCCCCAGAGGAGAUGGAGGAGAUCCAGGCUUAUGACCCAGAGCACUGGGUGUGGGCCCGAGAUCGCGCCCUCAUUUCCUAGAGCUCUGGGGAUGUGGAGGCCUGAGGUCAUCG
Mandrillus leucophaeus (drill) is the source of this 923-nucleotide messenger RNA. RefSeq names its product speedy/RINGO cell cycle regulator family member E4 (gene SPDYE4). NCBI's taxonomy places the organism in Eukaryota, Metazoa, Chordata, Mammalia, Primates, Cercopithecidae. The transcript is spliced from 6 exons. Gene Ontology annotation, biological process: positive regulation of cyclin-dependent protein serine/threonine kinase activity. The record is from RefSeq and is a predicted model, not a curated record. Gene Ontology annotation, molecular function: protein kinase binding. The coding region runs from base 178 to 891 and encodes 237 amino acids.